CAGAACCCCCCCCCUCCCGGGUCGAUGACACCUUCAAAGACGGCCCACCGAGCGUCAGACGGAGACAUCAGCAGCUCGCAGUCGGACUCCACACCGCAGCAUCUCAUCCAGCAGAUCAGUUCCUCAACCGCUGCCAUGGCAACCGCAAGCACCUCCGGACAGAGCGCCUUCGGACUCGGCAGGAAGAAGAAGAACCCGGGUCUGAUGGACCAGAUUAGCACCUUCUUCGGAGGAGACAAGAAGAAGAGGAGCAAGGGGUCAUUCCGGGGUCACCUGGCCGCCUCCCCCCAGCAGUCCUCCGCCCGCCGCAGGACCACCGAAAACGCUGUGGUGCAAUUCUUCAGGAGCAUCGUUUCCUCUCCUCCUCCUAAGUCCGGGUGGAGGGACGUCCUGGGUUUGGCCUCGUCGUCACCAACCAGCACCAAGUCGCCGCUCCGGAGGCGCCGGGACCAGAGCACACUGUCCCGCCUCUUCAACCUGGGAGACUCCAAGUCCCGCCCCCCCCCCAAACGCUGGAGCACCAUCUUCUGAGCCGUCUGCCGAGGACCCGCCGGGCCCGGAGGAGGAGGAGCCACAGACCGGCCUGCGGAGGAGGACUCGCCGCCUCAGAGACGCUAACCGACUAACUCGCGCUACUCGCCUCCGUCGCCGCCGGAGACGCAACUCUGUA
Messenger RNA from Cololabis saira (Pacific saury), 670 nucleotides. RefSeq names its product myelin basic protein a (gene mbpa). The record is from RefSeq and is a predicted model, not a curated record. NCBI's taxonomy places the organism in Eukaryota, Metazoa, Chordata, Actinopteri, Beloniformes, Belonidae. Gene Ontology annotation, cellular component: cell periphery; internode region of axon; compact myelin. The coding region runs from base 25 to 531 and encodes 168 amino acids. The transcript is spliced from 6 exons. Gene Ontology annotation, biological process: myelination. Gene Ontology annotation, molecular function: structural constituent of myelin sheath.